GCGGGUCGUGUCGCUCGGAGCGGCGGGUCCCGGCUCGGCAGCGAAAACAGCUUUGGACUUUUCUCCGCCUUAGUUUCCUGGAUCACCCACUGGGGCGGUUGGAGAGCUUGAGAACCAGUCCCUCCUAUGCGUAUACAGCCAAGGCAAAGGACAGGGCUAGAGUGUCAGUCAGCCACCAGACUGGAGAUGUUGUGAUCCCAGCUAACAGGUAUCCUCUGCUGGUUGAAAUGUCUAUGAUUUUAUCUGCGUCAGUCAUUCGUGUCAGAGAUGGGCUGCCACUUUCUGCUUCUACUGACUAUGAACAAGGCACAGGCGUGCAGGAGUGCAGGAAAUAUUUUAAAAUGCUCUCAAAGAAACUUGCUCAGCUUCCUGAUAGAUGUACACUGAAAACUGGACAUUAUAACAUUAAUUUUAUUAGUUCUCUGGGAGUGAGCUACAUGAUGUUGUGCACUGAAAAUUACCCGAAUGUUCUGGCCUUCUCUUUCCUGGAUGAGCUUCAGAAGGAGUUCAUUACUACUUAUAACAUGAUGAAGACAAAUACUGCUGUCAGACCAUACUGUUUCAUUGAAUUUGAUAACUUCAUUCAGAGGACCAAGCAGCGAUAUAAUAAUCCCAGGUCUCUUUCAACAAAGAUAAAUCUGUCUGACAUGCAGAUGGAAAUCAAGCUGAGGCCCCCUUAUCAAAUUUCCAUGUGUGAACUGGGGUCGGCCAAUGGAGUCACAUCUGCAUUUUCUGUUGACUAUAAAGGUGCUGGUAAGAUUUCUUCUGCUCACCAGCGACUGGAACCAGUGACUCUGUCAGGGAUUGUGGCAUUUAUCCUCAGUCUUUUAUGUGGAGCUCUGAAUUUAAUUCGAGGUUUUCAUGCCAUAGAAAGUCUUUUGCAGAGUGAUGGUGAAGAUUUUAAUUACGUUGUUGCAUUUUUCCUUGGAACAGCAGCCUGCCUUUACCAGUGUUAUUUACUUGUCUACUACACCGGCUGGCGGAAUGUCAAAUCUUUUUUGACUUUUGGUUUAAUCUGUCUGUGCAACAUGUAUCUCUAUGAACUGCGCAACCUGUGGCAGCUUUUCUUUCAUGUGACUGUGGGGGCGUUCGUUACACUGCAGAUCUGGCUAAGGCAAGCCCAGGGCAAGGCUCCUGAUUAUGAUGUCUGACACCAUCCUUCAGACAUGUUGCCCUGGCUUCUGGGGAAAAAGGAAGAGGGAGCCUAUCUUAACUGCCACUGUGAUGAAGAAACUGUUCACCACAUUCAAGAAGCUCUGCUUUCUUUCUGUCCAACUAUCCUGUUUGUUUUAAGUCAGCAUGGCAUGCCUGGGAGCAUGCGGUACCUGCUAGGCCGACUCCUCACGUUAGCCGUGAGAUUAUUAUUCAGAGGAGGAGGAGACUGCUCUCCACACGGCCAUGGCAGCGGAAGAACAGUCAGAAGCCAUUGGAAGAAUUGGCCAGCGGUCCUGAAUCCUUCUGAAGAGUUCAAUCAAAAACUGUGUGUGGUCCAUGCUCUGAGGACCAAGCGGGGACCCUACAGCCUGGGUUCGCCUUUGUGAGGCCUAAGUAGAGCCUAAAUAAAAAGAUGCCGUGGAGUUUCUGUUUCAGACGACUUGCUAAAUAUCAGAUUACAUGCACAUUUUUGGUACCAAGAGUUUAUGAAGUCCAGGAUGGUGUGGAAUUGGUUCUUUUUCCUUUUAUAUUUUUGCUUGAAUCUUAACUUACCUGGAAAUCACUUGAUAUAGGAGAAGGCUUUUUUGAGCUUAUCUCUAGAACAUCACAAGUAUUGAAAACACAGUAACAUCUGUUUCCUUUCUAGACCAUGUUUGUAGUUUCUUUUGAAAUUACUUUUUAAACAUGUGAUUUGUUAGAUUAUAUAGCCAUUGUUCCCCAAACUUCAGUCACUUGAGUAUUACAUAUACUGUUAUUUCUUAGUAUUUAUCUUUUAAAUCUUCAGAUAGUUUAAAAAACAAACUAAUCUCUACUCCUCCGAGAGGAAAACCAGCAUCUAUUUACCAGGAAUAACUACAAAAUAAAACAAAAGAU
Messenger RNA from Odobenus rosmarus divergens (Pacific walrus), 2028 nucleotides. RefSeq names its product SEC22 vesicle trafficking protein homolog A (S. cerevisiae) (gene SEC22A). Bases 228 to 1151 code for a protein of 307 amino acids. The record is from RefSeq and is a predicted model, not a curated record. Lineage: Eukaryota; Metazoa; Chordata; Mammalia; Carnivora; Odobenidae. Gene Ontology annotation, biological process: endoplasmic reticulum to Golgi vesicle-mediated transport. The transcript is spliced from 8 exons.